AAGGUCCGCCUCCUACCUCCUUCUGCUUCGGGGAGGGCAUGGGAUCAGCUACCUGUUUCUGCCUCAACCACGGACCAAUAAUAUGAGAUCUUUGUUCACCAGUUCUACAGUGAUGGGGUGCUUCCUUUUGGCUUCUGGAAUGGGUGCGUUUGCUUCUGAGGAUCUCCAGUGUCACAACAAACACAUGCCAGCCCUGUUUUACAGGGAGCCCUGGAGGAGUUGGGAUAGAGGCCACAUUGACUGAGGGUAGUUGCCAGGGUCCUGCAGUUAUACACAAAGUCCUUAGGAUAAGACCAUGGCCUUGAGAGCAUGUGGCUUGAUCAUCUUCCGAAGAUGCCUCAUUCCCAAAGUGGACAACAAUGCAAUUGAGUUUUUACUGCUGCAGGCAUCAGAUGGCAUUCAUCACUGGACUCCUCCCAAAGGCCAUGUGGAACCAGGAGAGGAUGACUUGGAAACAGCCCUGAGGGAGACCCAAGAGGAAGCAGGCAUAGAAGCAGGCCAGCUGACCAUUAUUGAGGGGUUCAAAAGGGAACUCAAUUAUGUGGCCAGGAACAAGCCUAAAACAGUCAUUUACUGGCUGGCGGAGGUGAAGGACUAUGACGUGGAGAUCCGCCUCUCCCAUGAGCACCAAGCCUACCGCUGGCUGGGGCUGGAGGAGGCCUGCCAGUUGGCUCAGUUCAAGGAGAUGAAGGCAGCGCUCCAAGAAGGACACCAGUUUCUUUGCUCCAUAGAGGCCUGAGCUGACUGGAGCAGAGUCAUUUGCUUCAGCAGGAUCCUUGUGGGCCUUCUAAGAUGAAGCCACCCUCAGGUCCAGGGAAGGUUGUGCUGGUAUUUGGCUCAUGACAGCCAAGAGCAGAUUUGUGAAAUCGGCUCAACUCCCAGGUGAGAGCAAGCAAAAAUCUUGGCUGGGUGGAAAGGAAGGCAAAAGAGUAAAAAUUAAAAAGGCCAGGCCCAGUAAGUGUACCUUGUACUUUAUAAAUAAACCUCAAGCAGCUCAA
Messenger RNA from Homo sapiens (human), 998 nucleotides. RefSeq names its product nudix hydrolase 2 (gene NUDT2). The record is from RefSeq and is marked reviewed. Gene Ontology annotation, molecular function: hydrolase activity; bis(5'-nucleosyl)-tetraphosphatase activity; bis(5'-nucleosyl)-tetraphosphatase (asymmetrical) activity. Bases 296 to 739 code for a protein of 147 amino acids. NCBI's taxonomy places the organism in Eukaryota, Metazoa, Chordata, Mammalia, Primates, Hominidae. The transcript is spliced from 5 exons.